AUGCCAUCCUAUGGUCUGACCAAGCGUGGUACACGGUUUUUCUUCCUCGCCGUUAUAUUGUGUUUUGUCCUCCCUGGAAUACUUUACCACCGUGAAGCCGUACGAAACUAUUUUACCGACCACCUACCGCCAUUAUACGAGGACUAUCGAGGGCGGGAGCAAAAAUUGGAGCAUUACAAGGAGUACGAAACGAGGAAAGAUGUGAAAUAUCUCUGGUCAGCAAAUCAUGCACAUAGUUCAGGAUGGGGAAAUGUUAUGCAAGACUACGUCAUGAAUGGACUACUUGCACAUAGCACAGGACGCUCUUUUGUCUUUGAUGACUACAUCUGGAAUCCGGAUGGUUCGCUCUUUACGGAUUAUAAUGGUCAUUUAAUUCCCUCUCGCAUUCCUUUGACAGCACUAUUGAGCGGCAAGUACAACAUAGUCGAUCUCCGCGUAUACGCCCCAUUAACUCCGAUUGUUCUAGGUGUAAUGGUGGGUGGUCAAAUGCCGCCUGGCGAUACCACUCCUCGUGCGGUUUCUAAGACUUUCUUCAACAAAGUUUGCCCCAAUCCGACACUCCUUCAGGUGGGGGAUGUGAACGAUGAUCGUAUGCGAUUCGAUGAAGACGUGCCAGCUUCCUAUAUAUUCGAAAAGUGGCUCGAAAAAUUUAAGUCGAUCGAGGACCCGUGUGUAGAAAUCGAAUCAGGUAAUAAUGCAAUCUUUGAAUACUGGAUAUUUGGACACAAGAGGAUGCUGUCCAUAUGGGAAUACCUCAAGAAUUCCCCAGUAGCGACGCACUGGGAGUGGUCGCCUUUAAUACAUGAUGCAUACAAACGAAAUCGCCGCAUCUUUGUGCCGAAUGCAAGAUCUUCUCUUUUUGAAGGGCUCACUGGUUUGGCUACUGCGGAAAACUACACGAACCCGAUACCUGGCCUCUUAGCGCUGCACGUGCGAAGGGGUGACUUCCAAGACCACUGCAUCCACCUGGGCAAAUGGUCGUCAAAUUGGAAUGCAUUCAAUAUGUUCCCCGAGUUCUCCGACAAGUUCGACAGGCCUACUGAUGGCGGAUGGGGCGAGACAUCAGAGAAGAACAUGCAGAUGUAUAUGCAGCGGUGCUUUCCCACAAUCGAACAAAUCGUCCAGAAAGUCACACAAGUGCGCGUCGAAUCGGAAAAGCCGCUGACGCAUAUCUAUAUCAUGACCAAUGGCGCUACCGCUUGGGUUCAGGAGCUGAAGGGAGCCUUGGAGAGCUCUGGGAAUUGGGACCAGAUUAAGAGCAGCCGCGAUCUCGACAUCACAUGGGAGCAGAAAUUUGUGGUGCAGGCGUUGGACAUGUUUGUGGCUCAAAGAUCUGAAGUGUUGAUUGGAAAUGGGUGGUCGAGCUUGACCUCGAACGUUGUGAUGCUGCGUAUGGCACGGGGUUUACUCCCGGAUAGUAACAGAUUCUGGUAA
This is a messenger RNA of Suillus discolor, 1434 nucleotides long. RefSeq lists its product as uncharacterized. The record is from RefSeq and is a predicted model, not a curated record. The transcript is spliced from 5 exons. Lineage: Eukaryota; Fungi; Basidiomycota; Agaricomycetes; Boletales; Suillaceae. Bases 1 to 1434 code for a protein of 477 amino acids.